AUGACAAAUGAUCAACAAAAUAUGCCGCCUCCUCGUAAUGGAAGAAUUGACGAUGCUAAAGAAAAAAUUCCAAAGCAUAAUAAAUAUAAUUUUCAACUCAUUCACCGCGGAAGUAGGGAUGGAUUUAAUGUCACAAUUAUGUGUAAAAAAUGUGAAAAAAAAGGAGCGUUUAUUUUGAUUAUUAAAACUAAUGAAAGUGAUGCUGUAAUUGGUGGUUAUAAUCAUUUUGGUAUCAAAUUAAAACGCUAUGGGUCUUGCGAAUGGGUUAACACUACCGAUAGUUUUAUAUUUUCUCUUGACGAUAGAAAAGACUUGAAAAUUAGUCGAGUUGCAAAUCAAAAUUAUGCAAAUUAUGGGUUGAAUUUUGGCGAUAGUGACUUGGUUAUUACUGGUAAUGCUGGCACGUGCAAACAAAAAUAUUAUGAAAGUAAAAUUUUAGAUACAGACAAGUUUACUAUCAAAGAAAUGGAAGUUUUUACAUUCAAGGUCGAGUAA
Funneliformis mosseae is the source of this 495-nucleotide messenger RNA. The record is from the annotation of a GenBank genome assembly. NCBI's taxonomy places the organism in Eukaryota, Fungi, Glomeromycota, Glomeromycetes, Glomerales, Glomeraceae.